Molecule: messenger RNA, 1395 nt
Organism: Sodiomyces alkalinus F11
Lineage: Eukaryota; Fungi; Ascomycota; Sordariomycetes; Glomerellales; Plectosphaerellaceae
Product: DUF1711-domain-containing protein
Exons: 2
Coding region: 334-1188 (284 amino acids)
Biological process (GO): chromatin remodeling
Cellular component (GO): Ino80 complex
Source: RefSeq, a predicted model, not a curated record
AUCACCACCUACUAAAAAAAAACACACACAUCAUCACCAAGUGUCAUUGGAUGACUCGUCCAACCGCCACUCCUAUUGAGCAAAGCCUAGGGCGGUGACAAAGCCAAUUUUCUUGCUGGGCACAAUCUCGGUGUACCCACUGCCCAGUUGCCUGGGCUCAUCCAACACAUUACUCCUUUCAAGCCACAACAACUUUCCUCUGACGGUCGCCGUCCUGCUUUCCACGUCCCCUACAAAACUAAUCGGGGUCCCCCGUCUUCCCACGCUUCUUCGACCUUCCCACCACCGCGCCGACUGAGGGGGAAAAGAAAAGAACAUAUCCACAUCAUCACCAUGGCACCAUCCAAUAAGGAGUCUGUCACCCGACGAAAGUCCGGCAAGGGCCUCAUUGUUACCUUGCACGUCUCUCCCCAGAAACUAAAGGAUAUCAUCGAACCUCUACCCGUCAAGGAAUCGCCUCCAGCCGCAAGCACGCCCGAAAUACCUGAGAAGGAAGAUGUCAAGGAACCCGUCAACGGGUCGACUGACUCUCCCACUCCUUCGACAACCAUUCCUGCGCCUGGAGCAUCGAACGGCGAGAAUGCUUCCGACUCGAACCCUGCCACGCCUGCCGUCAACGGAGAGGGGACACCGGCCCCUGGCACCAUGGGUCCUCCUACCGAUGGGCCCAAGAAGAAGGGUACAAAGCGUUCUGCUGCCGCGGCCAACGGUGUCGGAUCUGACGGCCAAGCAAAGUCUCGGGGCAAACCCGGGCCCAAGAAGAAGGCAAGACUUGACGAUGAAUUGAACGGCAGCGGAAGGGGAGCUGGGCUACACAAGCUCGGUCCCAAGGCGAAUCAGGGCGCUAUCAACGCCGGACUCCGCGCUCUCGACCGGUCCGGCAAGCCCUGUCGGAAGUGGUCGAGGGGCGGCUUCCAGGUAAAGAGCUUCACGGGCGUCGUCUGGGAAAUCCAUCGCUGGACCGCACCGCCUAAACCUGCGCCCGAGCCCGUCGCCGAGGGCUCGGUCGCCGCUUCGGCCGACAGCAGCGCCAAGGAGAAUAAAGAGAUCAAGAGCGACGAGGUCAACAGCCCCGUGCCGGCGGACAGUGCCGCUGACAGUUCGGCCGAUGCCGAGAUGCGCAAUGGCGGUCUUGAAAACGGUAUCGAUGCCAGCUCUCCGGCCCCCGUGCCCAUCUCGGCGGCAUGAGCGCGUUUGUCGGUAGUUACGGUCUACUUGACGCGCACAUAUCUUGCAUUUUUUCUGCCCUUCACGACAUCACUGAUCGUGGGCAUGUACUACACCAUUGAAUCUGGAGCUCCGCCUCUGCAAGCAGGCAACCCGGCUGGGGUUUUUUUUUUCCCGCACGUGUUAUACACGCACAUUCACAUGACAGACUACUUGCCGGCGGAUUCC